Messenger RNA from Penicillium cosmopolitanum, 525 nucleotides. Its product is annotated as mitochondrial 37S ribosomal mS37 domain-containing protein. Gene Ontology annotation, biological process: mitochondrial translation. The coding region runs from base 1 to 525 and encodes 174 amino acids. Gene Ontology annotation, molecular function: structural constituent of ribosome. Lineage: Eukaryota; Fungi; Ascomycota; Eurotiomycetes; Eurotiales; Aspergillaceae. The record is from RefSeq and is a predicted model, not a curated record. The transcript is spliced from 3 exons. Gene Ontology annotation, cellular component: mitochondrial small ribosomal subunit.
AUGGCUCCCAAGGGCAACAUCUCGACCCGGUUGAACCCGCUUCGCCUGAACACCAUCAACCACCUUCGCGUCCGCCGACCCAACCAGAAUGAGCAGAACCCCUGCGUGACUGUCAUGUCGACCAUGCUUAACUGCUGGGCUUCCCAAGGAUACAACGCCGAAGGCUGCGCUGCCCUCGAGGCGCAAUUGCGCAAGUGCAUGGAUGCCCCUAAACCCCAAGAGAAGAAGAAGAACACCGUCAACUACCACCUGAUGAGAAUGUACCCCAAGGUUGUGGGCCCGCGAAGAAGGACGGUGUCCUGGGCUAAAUUGCAUUUUUAUUUUGCAUGGACAACGGCUGGGACCACAAGAGAGAUGGAUAUGCACGUCUAUAUGAGCUGCACGCCCGCUGCAGUUGUUCAUUUCGGAGUUUGGGGGAUUCUUUGCGGCACAUUUGUACAGUAUAUUACCUAUGUCGACUACGGCAGCGGCAUUGUCUUUAAAAGAAUUGAUUGUAUCAAUAUUCCCAACUUUGAACUUCUGUAA